AUUUUUGCUUCGAAAUGCCUACUCUUAAUGGGUGUUUUUGGGGCAGACCACUUUACUUGAACUUUGCGUUGAAUGCGACGUAUUUUCCAACAGAGGACUACUAUGACUACAUUGUCGUGGGAGGAGGAACCGCAGGUUGUCCAUUAGCCGCCACCUUGUCGCAAACGUUUCGGGUUCUUGUUCUCGAAAGAGGAGGCGUUCCCUAUGGUAACCAAAAAUUGAUGAAUCAAGAAGGGUUCUUGACCGCACUAACUGAGGUCGACACCUACGACUGUCCUGCUCAGACCUUUACUUCCGAGGACGUCGUCCUAAAUGCCCGAGGACAGGUUCUUGGCGGCAGCAGUGCCAUCAAUGCCAGUUUCUAUAGCCGAGCUGAUCCAGAGUUUUAUGCGAGUUCGGGUGUAGAUUGGGAUCUCAGUUUGGUUAACCAAUCUUAUGAUUGGGUUGAGAAGGGAGCUGUGUUUAGGCCCGAGUUAAAGAACUGGCAAUCAGCUGUUAGGGAUGCUCUGCUUGAGGCAGGGAUCGAUCCUUACCAUGGGUUUAGUUUGGAACAUUUGGUUGGAACAAAGAUCGGUGGCUCCACUUUUGAUAGCUCGGGCAAGAGGCACAGGGCUGCUGAUUUUCUGAAUUAUGCAAAACCAGCUAAUAUUAAAGUAGCAAUUUAUGCAAGUGUGGAAAGGGUAUUACUGGCUUCUUCUUCAAAAGUGAUGUCUCGGCUGUCGGCGAUCGGGGUUGUGUUUCGCGAUGAAAUGGGAAGGUAUCACCACGCUAUGGUGAAGGAGAAAGGUGAGGUGCUAGUAUGUGCUGGAGCUAUUGGAAGUCCACAAUUAUUGCCGCUGAGUGGAAUUGGUCCUAGGCCUUACUUGUCUUCUUGAGGAAUUCCGGUUGUAUAUCACCAUCCAA
Hibiscus syriacus is the source of this 903-nucleotide messenger RNA. RefSeq names its product (R)-mandelonitrile lyase-like. The record is from RefSeq and is a predicted model, not a curated record. Gene Ontology annotation, molecular function: oxidoreductase activity, acting on CH-OH group of donors; flavin adenine dinucleotide binding. Bases 15 to 875 code for a protein of 286 amino acids. The transcript has a single exon. NCBI's taxonomy places the organism in Eukaryota, Viridiplantae, Streptophyta, Magnoliopsida, Malvales, Malvaceae.